GCAGGAGCCACCACGCCCGGCCAGAGCCAGAGUUUUAAAUUUUGCCAAAUUCCUAUUCAUCCAUCUUUCCUUUCCACGGAUCAUGCAUCUCAGGUCAUGUCCUAGCCUCCCCUCACAAAGAUGUCCUCCUACGGUUUCUACCAAAAGUCUUAGUAUUGAACUUUGGCGUGUAGGUCUCUGAACCCUUUUUCCUUAAUUGUGUGUAAAGGUUGAGGUUGAGGUGCAUCUUUUUGCAUAAGGAUAGGCCACCUCAUGUACUGAAAAGCUUAUCCCUUCUCCAUUGGAUUCCCUCUCACACCCAUGUCAAAACUCACUGGACACAUUUCUAUGGAUGGAUUCAUGGUCUCUAUUUUAUUCCAUGGAUCUACUCGUCUACCCCUGUAAGCCAGCAAUCUCGAUUAUUACAGCUUUAGAGCAAAUCUGAAAAUCUGAUAAUAUCAUCUCUCUAAAAUCCCUUCUGCUUUUUUUGAAACAUCAGAUAUUCCACGUGAAUUGUAGAAUCUGCUUGUUUAUGCAUGCAAAUGUCCCUCAAGGAUUCUGAUUGGCAGGCACUGCAUUCAUUCUACAGAUCAAGUUGGGGACAAUGGACUUUUAACCUUUUUGGGUCUUUAAAUAUGGGAACACAUUGUUUCUCUCCAUUUAACUAAAUCUUCUUUGAUUUUUUUCAUUACCGUUUAAUAGUUUUGGGCAUACAGACCCCGUCCACGUAUUUUAGCUUUAUACAUAAGCAUUUCAUUGUGUUUGCAGCUUUUGUAAAACAGUAUUAUUUCUUAAAUUUAGGUUUCCAGUUACUCAUAGGAUUGUUUUCCCUGUGUUGAGUUUCUCUCCUGUAUCGCUGCUAAGCUCUCAUUAAUGAGCACUAAGUUAUUAUUAGCUCUGAGAGUCUGGGGGAGAUACAUUGGUUGUUUCAUGUAGACGAUCACAGGACCUAUGAAAAGGAGUACUUUGGUUUCUUGCUUUCUCCGGUGUGUGCCAUGACUCUUCAGGCAUUAUAGCACUGACUAGGCCUCAGCGUGAUGUUGAAUAGCUGUGGUGAGAGUGGACGUCCUUGCCUGUUUCGCGUCCUUAGGCAGAAAGCAUCCAGUCGUUGACCAUUAAGUAGCUUGUUAGUUGUAGGUUUGACUGUACACGCCCUUUUUCAGGUUGAGGAAGUUGUCUUGUGUUCCUAGUGUGCCAGAGCUUUUAUAUCACCAGUGGACUUUGAAUCUUACCAAAUGGUUUUUCUGCAUAGCUUGAUGUGAUCCUGUCAUUUUUGUUCUUCAUCUGAUCUCUCAAUCUGUGGGUUACACUGAUUGAUUUUCAGGUGUGGGAAGAACAACCCUUGCAUUCCCGCUAUAAAACCCACUUGAUCGUGGCUUAUUAUUCUUCUCACAUAUUGCUCAAUUCAAACUGCUAGGUUUUGUUGAAUACUUUGGUGCCUGUAUUAGGGAAGAAUACUGGUCUGUCCUUUUCUUGGUAUCCCUGCGGUGCUGGCCUCAUAAAAUCAGUGGGGCGCAUUCCCUCUGCUUUGUUUCCUAGAAGAAGUUGUGUAAGUUGGUGGUAUUUCUUCAUUAAAUGUUUGGUAGACUUGGCCAGUGAAACUGUCUUGGCCCAGAGAUCUUUUUGCAAAUGUGUUUGCCUGUGAAUUCAACCUCUUUAAAACAUAUAGGACUGUGCACACAGUUCAGUGUUUGAAACCCAUCCUGUGGGAAUUUCCGUAGCUUGUGGUUUUCAAGUAUGUGCUACAUUUCCUCUGACCUGUAGAAUGUGAAUCUGUAGAGUUGCAUGUAUUCUUACCAUAUUGACCCUUUUAUGUUUUCUGGGUCUGGAGUGAAAUCUCUUCUUGCAUUCCUGAUAUUGGUAACUUGUUUCUUUGCCCUCUUUUUUCCCAGCCAGUCCUGCCACGGGUGUAUCAAUUUCAUUGAUCACUUCAAAGAACCAGCUUUUUUUUUUUUUUUUUUCUUCUGGAUUAAUUGAAUUCAUCUAUGUGUUUUUCUGUUUGAAGUCUCCUGGGGGUUUAUGCAUAAUUCUGUUGUUUAGCAAAAUAAAUUCUUAUCCACACUAGGAAUUUGGAAACGAUUUCCAUAGGCAUGAGCAGCCUUUUCGACUAGAUGCAAACCCAGUGGUCGGGAAGGCGAACAUACAAAAGGGUGUGUCCCCAUGAUGCAAGCGCUUACAGUCGAGUAAAAGUCUCCCUUGUGAAUGGAUGAAAAUGAACGCUCAUGGGCAGAGCACCUUCUGGGUUCUGCCCGCACACAUUCCUCGCUACCUUCUUGGUGUCUGAGAACCUCCAGCUUCAUCUCCUUUUCUGGACCCGAGGGCCUGGCGGAGCUUCCAGCUGGGACCAGACCUCCAUGGAUCCACUCCAGAAACGGAAUCCAGCAUCGCCUUCCAAAUCUUCCCUGAUGACAGCUGCAGAGACUUCCCAGGAAGGUCCAGCGCCCUCUCAGCCUUCGUACUCAGAACAGCCGAUGAUGGGCCUCAGUAACCUGAGCCCCGGUCCUGGCCCCAGCCAGGCCGUGCCUCUCCCAGAGGGGCUGCUCCGCCAGCGGUACAGAGAGGAGAAGACGCGGGAAGCGCGGCGGUGGGAGAGGCUGGAGUUCCUUCAGAGGAAGAAAGCAUUCCUGCGGCAUGUGAGGAGGAGACACCGCGAUCACAUGGCCCCCUAUGCUGUUGGGAGGGAAGCCAGAAUCUCCCCGUUAGGUGACAGAAGUCAGAAUCGAUUCCGAUGUGAAUGUCGAUACUGCCAGAGCCACAGGCCGAAUCUUUCUGGGAUCCCUGGGGAGAGUAACAGGGCCCCACAUCCCUCCUCCUGGGAGACACUGGUGCAGGGCCUCAGUGGCUUGACUCUCAGCCUAGGCACCAACCAGCCUGGGCCUCUGCCUGAAGCGGCACUCCAACCACAGGAGACAGAGGAGAAGCGCCAGCGAGAGAGGCAGCAGGAGAGCAAAAUAAUGUUUCAGAGGCUGCUCAAGCAGUGGUUAGAGGAAAACUGAGACGUGCACCCACAUGGGAUGGAGACCCAAAGGGACUCAGACGGAGCCGCCGUGUUGGCAGCGCCUGGGUGUGGGCCCAUUUUGGGGACCAAACAGCAAGCUGUGGUCGGAUGAGUGCCAGGACCUGUGUAGCGGGACACGUGGGAAUCCUCCCAGCAUGAUGAUGCUUGACCGACCCGAGGAAGGUCCUCAUCUUUCGUGCCUGUCAUUCUCGGAUGGCUGUGAGACAUUCCUUGGCAAGGGACGCUGCGUACCAGCGGUCCUUGCCGCAUCUCACAUGGCUCCUGUGAUGCAUGUUGUCGCUUUCCCACCCGGGAUCUCCAUCUCUCUUCCCUUCCUGCUGUCAGUAAGAGAUCACAUGUCUGUGUAGUGUGAAUGCCUUGUCGCUGUCCCGUGCUUUUGCACCAUUGGGUCGACUGCCUCUGAGAAGCAGCACUAGGCCUGUUGAAAUGCAAUGUGCUGCCCUGAGAUCCAGUUUCAAGAAUGGGCAGCUAAACACAGUGUGGGAAAGGAAUGUGGAAUGAGAACUUGGUGGUUCACCGCUGUACUAUUUGCGUAAAUGUUUAUGUAUGUGAUAAGCUACAUGUAUGUAAAUGUUGCAAUACCCCUAACAGUCGAGUAGUAUUCUCCCUUACAGGAAUUUUUGACGGGGUUCCUUAUCAUCAAUACCAAAUAAAUAGAUGUAGGAAUGGAAAA
Nomascus leucogenys (northern white-cheeked gibbon) is the source of this 3671-nucleotide messenger RNA. RefSeq names its product protein FAM156A/FAM156B. Gene Ontology annotation, biological process: epigenetic programing of female pronucleus. Lineage: Eukaryota; Metazoa; Chordata; Mammalia; Primates; Hylobatidae. The record is from RefSeq and is a predicted model, not a curated record. Gene Ontology annotation, cellular component: nucleus.